Messenger RNA from Fragaria vesca subsp. vesca, 2892 nucleotides. RefSeq names its product serine/threonine-protein kinase EDR1-like. Gene Ontology annotation, biological process: protein phosphorylation. Gene Ontology annotation, molecular function: protein kinase activity; ATP binding. Lineage: Eukaryota; Viridiplantae; Streptophyta; Magnoliopsida; Rosales; Rosaceae. The transcript has 15 exons. The coding region runs from base 1 to 2598 and encodes 865 amino acids. The record is from RefSeq and is a predicted model, not a curated record.
AUGAAACACAUUUUCAAGAAGCUUCACAUAGGGAGCAACCACGACCCGGCCCGAUCGAACGACGCGGCACCAUCAGCGUCGACCUCAGCCGUGACGUCACCUUCAUGCGCCUCCGAUCAUCGCCAGAGCGCCGGAAACGCGCCCCCGGCGAGUCCUUUUGCUUCGUCGUCGGCGUCGCCGGAGGAGUUUCAGGUUCAGCUGGCGCUGGCGAUCAGUGCUUCGAAUUCGGAUGCUCGCGAUGAUCCGGAGAAUGAUCAGAUCCGCGCGGCGACGAUGCUGAGCUUGGGCGGCGGCGGGGGUGAUCAGACGGGGGAUGAGGCGGAGGCGGCCGCGGCGGAGACGUUGUCGAGGCACUAUUGGGAAUACAAUGUGCUAGACUACGAGGAAAAAGUGGUUGAUGGGUUUUAUGAUGUAUUUGGAAUUUCCACGGAUUCUGCAGUACAAGGGAAAAUGCCUUCCCUUACCAAUAUAGAAAAAACCCUUGGGAGAUCUGGAUUUGAAGUUUCAUUAGUAAAUCGAACAAUUGAUCCUUCCUUGGAAGAGUUGGUGCAAAUUGCACAGUGUAUUGCGGUAGACUGCCCUAUCACCGAUGUCGGAAUUUUGGUACAGAGGCUUGCUGAACUCGUUAGCGGACAUAUGGGCGGGCCUGUAAAGGAUGCUAAUAUCAUCUUGGCGAGGUGGAUGGAAAGAAGUUCAGAGUUGAGGACAUCUCUGCAAACAAGUGUACUGCCUAUUGGGUCCAUUACCAUUGGCCUCUCCCGACACCGUGCUUUACUUUUCAAGGUAUUAGCUGACAGUAUCAAGAUGCCGUGCAGACUGCUUAAGGGUGUGCACUAUACUGGUGUUGAGGAUGGUGCUGUUAAUGUAGUAAAGUUGGAGGAUGACAGGGAAUUUAUGGUGGAUCUUAUGGCUGAUCCUGGAACACUCAUACCAGCUGACAUUUCAAAUGCAAUGGACACUACCUUAAAGCCAAGCAAUCCGAAAUUGAACACAAUCCCAACUUUCCCUUCUUUGAUUGAUACUGACGUUGUGUACUCAGGACGAAAGACAUUGCAUGGAGAGGGAAGCAGCCAAAACUCGGAAAGUUCUGAGAAAGCAGAAUCAUUCUGGGGUGCAAUUGGCAACACAGGAGUUGGUUCUUCUGGAAUACCCAAGAGAGCAACUCAAUUAGAUCAUCUUCCCACAUCAGCUUUUGAAACUUCUCGGUACCGAGGGAACCGUGGGGCUCAUGCAGUUGAUGAAUUUAAUCCUUUCCAAAUAAAAGGAACUGGGAAAGCUCCUAUGUAUAACAAACCUUUGGAGAAUAAGGCCGAUGAGCUUCAGAGACCAAGAAAUAAUCUUGCCUCGUACACAAAAAAUGUUCGUGCACACAAUGAAGUCCCUAAAAAGAAGGAGUAUGAUUAUUUGGAUGGAAUUAUCCCAAGAGUUAAUCGAGAACCCAAUGGUCAUAAUCCGUCAUCUUCAGCAUCUACCAGCUCCACUAAAUCUGAUCAGAUCAAUGCUGGUGGUUUCAAAUCAACUGCUCAUUCAAAUAUGUCUGAUUAUUCACAAAGUGGCUCGGCAGAACGUGAGAAUAAUGUGAAUGGCUUCCAUGAUCGAAGAAAGUUCACGCAUGAAAGAUUCAUGGAGACCAAUCCCAAACUGAAGGAUCCAGAAAGUUGCAACUCAUCCUUUGAUUCCAUUUCAAGUAGGGUUGAGCAAGUAUUUGAUGAUGUUGAUGUAAGUGAAAGUGAGAUUCCAUGGGAAGACCUGGUUAUUGGAGAAAGAAUUGGACUAGGUUCAUAUGGAGAAGUGUAUCACGCUGACUGGAAUGGCACGGAAGUUGCUGUGAAGAAGUUCCUAGACCAGGAUUUCUCGGGUGCUGCUUUGGCUGAGUUUAAAAGAGAAGUACGGAUAAUGCGUAGGCUGCGCCAUCCUAAUGUUGUGCUUUUUAUGGGGGCUAUUACACGUCCUCCUAACCUCUCUAUCAUUACCGAGUUCCUUCCAAGGGGAAGUCUAUAUCGGAUUAUCCAUCGUCCACAUUGUCAAAUUGAAGAGAGACGAAGAUUAAAGAUGGCUCUUGAUGUGGCAAGGGGUAUGAAUUGCUUGCAUUCGAGCAACCCGACUAUUGUUCACCGGGAUUUGAAGUCUCCAAAUUUAUUGGUUGAUAAGAACUGGAAUGUGAAGGUAGGUGAUUUUGGGCUGUCGCGCUUGAAACAUAACACUUUCUUGUCCUCAAAAUCAACUGCUGGAACGCCUGAGUGGAUGGCACCAGAAGUUUUGCGCAACGAAAACUCAAAUGAAAAGUGUGAUGUAUAUAGCUUUGGAGUAAUUUUGUGGGAGCUUGCUACUCUAAAGUUGCCUUGGAGUGGGAUGAACCCUAUGCAAGUUGUGGGUGCAGUGGGUUUCCAGAAUCGCCGCCUUGAUAUCCCUAAAGAAGUUGAUCCCCCUGUUGCAAGGAUAAUUUGGCAAUGCUGGCAGACUGACCCAAACUUGCGCCCCUCGUUUUCAGAGCUCACGGUAGCUCUCAAGCCCUUGCAGCGGCUUGUCACUCCAUCAAAUAUGGACCAGCCCAGCUCACCUCUACGACAAGGUAUCUCAGUAAAUUCUAUACCUUAAAAUGCCCCGUUCUUUCAACUGUGAAUAAGGAGACAUUCUGCUUCUUUGCUUUGGAGUUAGGGUAGGGAUAGUGUGAAUGGAGAAAAGCAUGUACAACAAUUGCAGUAUUCGUUAAUGCAUGACCUGCUACUGCUGCCCAAAGAGUGCAGCAGUCUCCUUUUGUACAGUUUGCAUAGAAAUAGUUUGUCCUCUUAUUUGUAAUUAUUAUUCUAAUACCCCCAAGAUAAAGUGAAAACUUACUUUUGGUUGCGAGGAAAAUCAUUAAAGUGAUAUAGGAGUACAUAUUUCUUAUAU